GGGGUCACCAUAGAGAUGAAAUGGCCUAGAGCGGCCGCCGCUGUAACCAAAGAGCGACGCACGGAGGCGCUCGAUGCUAACCAGAAGCUGGCGGCGAGGGAUUGCGCGAUACGUCACUUCUGCUCUCGCUCCAAAGUCGCCGGAAAGGGAAACCCCGUGGCGUGCUCUGGGCGGAGCCUCUUCCCGUGUGGCCGCCGAGAAGCAGCCAUGGCGGAGCCGAAGGUCUUAGUGAUUGAUGGACGUGGCCACCUGUUGGGUCGCCUGGCAGCUAUUGUGGCAAAGCAGGUCUUGCUGGGUAAGCAAAAUUAAGUGGGAAUAAAAUGCCGAUGUGAGGGGAUCAACAUUUCCGGCAACUUCUACCGCAACAAGUUAAAAUACCUUGCUUUUCUGCGCAAGCGUAUGAACACCAACCCUUCCCGGGGCCCGUACCAUUUCCGUGCCCCCAGCCGAAUCUUCUGGAGAACAGUCCGAGGAAUGCUCCCACACAAGACCAAACGUGGCCAGGCUGCCUUGGAGAGGCUGAAGGUGUUUGAUGGCAUACCCCCUCCCUACGAUAAGCGCAAAAGGAUGGUGGUGCCAGCCGCCCUGAAAGUGGUUCGCCUCAAGCCCACCCGCAAGUUUGCCUACUUGGGCCGCCUUGCCCAUGAGGUGGGCUGGAAGUACCAGGCCAUCACAGCUACCCUGGAGGAGAAACGUAAAGAGAAGGCCAAAUUGCACUACACAAAGAAGAAGCAGCUGAUGGUGAGUUGGCCGAAGUUUACAGUGGAAAGGGUUCUGGGUUUUGUAUGCUGGGAAAGAGGGCAGAACCAGCCGGCCUUGGAAUGUGGACUAGUCUGGCCAACCACGGGAUAUACCUACAGAUCAAUAGACCUCCAGAUCCUCCGGGCAACCUAAAUGAAUUGGUCUGUU
Sphaerodactylus townsendi is the source of this 909-nucleotide messenger RNA. RefSeq names its product ribosomal protein L13a (gene RPL13A). Gene Ontology annotation, molecular function: structural constituent of ribosome; mRNA binding. Lineage: Eukaryota; Metazoa; Chordata; Lepidosauria; Squamata; Sphaerodactylidae. Gene Ontology annotation, biological process: translation; negative regulation of translation. Gene Ontology annotation, cellular component: cytosolic large ribosomal subunit; ribosome. The record is from RefSeq and is a predicted model, not a curated record.